UCUUCCUGGUUGGUGUCCUGGGGCCAGAAGAGGUCUGAAGAAACAUGGAUGGGGCAACUCUGAGCCCAGCCCUGGGCUCUCAAAACCCACCCUGUGCUUUGCCUUCCUCCUCCCCCACCUCCUGUCAGCAUUGCAGCUCAAGGCUUGGUCCAAAGAGUCCAGGUUUCACGAGACUGAGGAACACAGAACAUGAGCUACCCAAAGCUCUUCCGAUUACGAUUCCGGCUGAGGGCAAGAGACAAAUGCAGUGCAGCAGACCAGGUUGAUGUAGCAAAGAUGGCUGAAGGAGUCCAGAAGAGGCUGGCCUGGAAUUUGGAGUUCAUGAGCAAGGAGCAGCUGAGGGAGUUCCUGCUGCGGCUGCCUGAUAAGGAUCUCUGCAAACACUCUCCUGGGGCUACCCCAGCUCAACCAGAGGAGGUGGGUGGCAUGGAGGUGGCCUCAUGCCUGGUGGCUCAAUACGGGGAGCAGCAGGCCUGGGACCUGGCCCAGCAGACCUGGGAGCAGAUGGGCCUGAGCCAGCUGUGUGUCGCAGCCCGGAAAGAGUCAGCUAUGAAGUCAGGAAUCAAAGAAAAAUACCAGAACCAAAGGCAAGAGAGUUCCUACCCCACACAGUCAUGGAGAAAUGAGUAUUUGCACCAAAAAUUCACACAACUGCUACUUCUACACAGAUCUCAGCCCAGAGGCUAUGACUCCCUGCUCAGGAGAAGAAGGUAUCAUGAGGUGGUAGAUGAACAAGGACAUUGGAUGGAGAUUGGAGACUUAUUUGGCCCAGGCGUGAGUACCCAGGAGGAGCCUCCCACUGUCGUGGUGCAUGGAGUUGCUGGAAUCGGGAAGUCAGCCCUGGCUAGGCACGUGAGGGGAGCCUGGGAGGAAGGCUGGCUGUUCAGGGUCCGCUUCAAGCAUGUCUUCUACUUCAACUGCAGAGAGCUGGCCCAGUCUGAGACAGUGAGUCUCGCUGAGCUCAUCACAAAAGACUGGGCUGCUCCUGAUGCUCCCAUUGGGCAGAUCCUAUCUCAGCCAGAGAAGUUACUCUUCAUUCUUGAUAACUUAGAUGAACCAAGAUGGGACUUGAAGGAGCAGAGUUCUGAGCUCUGUCCACACUGGAGCCAGCAGCAGCAGGUGCACACACUGCUGGGCAGUUUGCUGAAGAAAACCUUACUUCCCACGGCUUCCCUGCUGAUCACAGCUCGGAUCACAGCUCUGGGAAAACUCAUUCCUUCUUUAAAGCAUCCUCGCUGGGUGGAGGUCCUGGGAUUCUCCGAGUCGGCCAGGAAGGAUUAUUUCUACAAGUAUUUCACAGAUGAGAGCGAAGCGAUUAGACCCUUUACCUUGGUUGAUUCCAACCCGGCUCUCUUCACCAUGUGUCUCAUGCCCUUGGUGUCCUGGCUGGUCUGCACUUGCCUGAAGCAGCAGAUGGAGCAGGAGCAACCACUCUCACUGACCUCCCAGACGACCACAGCCCUCUGUCUCCACUACUUUUUCCAUGUUCUCCAGGCUCAGUCCCUUGGGACUAAGUUGAGAGGCUUCUGCUCUCUGGCUGCUGAAGGCACCUGUCAAGGAAAGACUCUGUUCAGCCCCGAGGACUUCAGGGAACACGGGUUAGAUGGGGCCAACAUCUCCACUCUCUUAAACAUGGGUGUUCUUCAAGAGCACCCCACCCCUCGGAGCUACAGCUUCAUUCACCGGUGCUUCCAGGAGUUCUUUGCAGCAAUGUCCUAUGCUUUAGGCGAUAGAGUGUUGAAAAGUAGUCGCUUUAGAAACAUCAAAAUUACAACAGACUUGACAGAUGUAUAUGACAGGCAUGACCUAUUUGGGGAACCAACCACAUGUUUCCUGUUUGGUCUUUUGAGUGAUCAGGGGAUGAGAGAGAUGGAGAGCAUCUUCAAAUGCAGCCUGUCACAGGAGACGCAUUCCUAUCUGCUGCAGUUGGCCCAGAAGGAAGUUGACUGCAAGCAUCCUAACCUAGAGCCAUAUUGUUGGCACUUGCUCCACUGUUUUUAUGAGACUCAAGACAAAAGGUUUCUGACAGAAACGAUGUCCAAAUUCUAUGGAAUGAGGAUAUGUGUCCAAACUCACAUGGAGCUCCUGGUGUCCACGUUCUGCUUUAAAUUCUGCCAUCUCAUGGAUACGCUUCAACUGAAUGACGGUGGAAAGAAAAAACUAGCUCAAAGGCCUUCAGGUGUAGUUCUGUACAGCUGGGGCCCGUUUACAGAUUCCUGGUGGCAGAUGUUCUUCUCUAUUUUCAAAGUCCCUGGACGCCUGCGGGAGCUGGACCUGAGUGGGAACUCUCUGAGCUGCUCUGCAGUACAGAGUCUUUGUGACGCCCUGAAAAGCCCUCACUGCCACCUGGAAACCUUGACUUUGGCCAACUGCGGCCUCACAGCAGAAGACUGCAGGGCCCUUGCCCGUGUUCUGAGCGACAACAGGCACCUGACAUAUCUGGAUCUGAGUUUCAACGAGCUCCUGGACACUGGAGCCCGGCACCUGUUCCAGGAGCUGAGACAUUCUCACUGCAAGCUGCGGCGGCUGCUGCUCGUCAGCUGUGGCCUCACAUCUGCCUGCUGCCAGGACCUGGUCUCCAUGCUCAGUAACAACAUCAUGCUGUUAGAGCUGGGCCUGCAGCAGAACGACCUGGGCGACCUCGGUGGGAGGCUGCUCUGUGAUGGGCUCAGGCAGUCUAACUGCCAAUUCAUCUUCCUGGGGCUGGAGCAGACUGGGCUGAGUGCAGAGGUGACAGAGAUGCUGAGGCAUCUGCAGCAGGAGAAGCCUCAGCUGGUCUUCAGUUAUGGGAAUCCAAAUCUGAUGAUCACUAAGGAAGACUCAGGGAAAGAACAGAUGGAUAAUGAGAUGGAUGAUGAAACAACUCCACUCAAAUGGCAGGAACCUGAAUCAGAGGAGAGCUAUGAUCAAGAAACAUGGGCUGACGAUUGGUCUUCUCCUGAAUAUCUGGGAGACAUGCCAGAGGAGUCUAUAGGGACAGAUGAUGAUUUCUGGGGCCCCACAGGGCCUGUGACUCCAGAGGUGGUGGACAAAGACAGAGGUUUGUACCGAGUUCACUUCCCUAUGGCUGGUUCCUACCACUGGCCCAACGUGGGUCUCCACUUUGUGGUCAGAGGGCCUGUGACCAUUGAGAUUGAAUUCUGUGCUUGGGACCAGUUCCUGGACCAGAUUGUCCCAAGGCACAGCUGGAUGGUUGCGGGGCCUCUUUUUGACAUCAAGGCUGAAGCAGGAGCUGUGAAGGCUGUGUACCUCCCUCACUUUAUAGCCCUCCAAGAGGAACAUGUGGACAUCUCAUGGUUCCACGUAGCCCACUUUAAAGAGGAUGGGAUACUUCUGGAGAAGCCAACCAGGGUGGAGCCACGUUAUACCGUCCUCGAGAACCCCAGCUUCUCCCCCAUGGGAGUUCUACUGAGAAAGAUCCACUCUUUCCUGAACAUUCCUGUCAUCUCCAAUGUGCUGCUCUACCAUCGCCUCCAUCCUGAGGAAGUCAACUUCCACCUCUACCUACUCCCCAGCGACUGCACCAUUGAGAAGGCCGUAGAUAAUGAAAAAAAGAAGUUCCAGUUUGUGCGAAUACACAAGCCACCCCCGCUGACUCCGCUCCGCAUAGGUUCCCGAUAUAUUGUGUCUGGUUCGCAGAAAAUGGAAAUAAUCCCUGAGGAACUGGAGCUCUGCUAUCGAAGCCCUGGGAUACCCCAGCUCUUCUCUGAGUUUUACGUUGGUCAUCUGGGGUCGGGGAUCCGGCUACAGAUUAAAAGCAAAAAUGAUGCGACUGUGGUAUGGGAGGCCUUGGUGAAAUCAGGAGACCUCAGACCUGCAGCUACUCUGGUCCCUCAAGCCCCAACAGCCUCACCUUCACCCCCCAAUGCUCCAGACUUGCUGCACUUUGUGGACCAACAUCGGGCCCAGCUGGUGGCUCGUGUGACAUCGGUGGAUGCAAUCCUAGACAAGCUGCAUGGACAGGUGCUGAGAGACGAGCAGUAUGAGAGGGUGCGGGCUGAGCCCACCAAUCCAGACAGGAUGAGGAAGCUGUUCAGCAUCAUCAAGUCCUGGGACUGGGCCUGCAAAGAUCAACUCUACCGAGCCCUGAAGGAGAUCCAUCCUCACCUAAUUGAGGAACUCGAGGAGAAGUGAUGCAGUGGAGGAGACCAGGGGAGCUAUUGACAAGCUCGGCAGCUGAAGUCUGAAUACCUGCUUCUGAGUCCUGGCUCUGACUGUCCAGGCAUUAGGUCUAAGUUUCUUCAUGUCUAAACACAUUGCCAUUGCUCAGCCUGAGUGGCUCAGUUGGCUGAGUGUUGUCCUGUUCACUGCAGGGUUGUUGGUUCGAAUUCUGGUCAGGGCACAUACCUGGGUUGCGGGUUCGAUUCCCGGGCAUGGCAUGUAUUGAAGGCAACCUAUAAUGUUGCUGAUAUUUCUCUCUCACAUCAAUGUUUCUCUCUCUCUCUCUCUUCCCCCCUCCCUCCC
Molecule: messenger RNA, 4464 nt
Organism: Myotis myotis
Lineage: Eukaryota; Metazoa; Chordata; Mammalia; Chiroptera; Vespertilionidae
Product: NACHT, LRR and PYD domains-containing protein 1-like
Exons: 15
Coding region: 190-4134 (1314 amino acids)
Biological process (GO): inflammatory response; regulation of apoptotic process; innate immune response
Cellular component (GO): canonical inflammasome complex
Molecular function (GO): protein binding
Source: RefSeq, a predicted model, not a curated record